This is a messenger RNA of Rhizophagus irregularis DAOM 181602=DAOM 197198, 2181 nucleotides long. RefSeq lists its product as uncharacterized. Lineage: Eukaryota; Fungi; Glomeromycota; Glomeromycetes; Glomerales; Glomeraceae. Gene Ontology annotation, biological process: protein polyubiquitination; ubiquitin-dependent protein catabolic process. The record is from RefSeq and is a predicted model, not a curated record. Gene Ontology annotation, molecular function: ubiquitin conjugating enzyme activity.
AUGUCGCAAAUUCGUAAAGAUAAUACAGCUUGUUUACCACGUUUAAAACGUGAAAUAGUUGAAUUAUAUAAUGAACCACUCAAAGGAAUCAAAGUGAAGUUACACGAAAAUGAUAUAACUUCAAUGUGUUUAAUAUUAACUCUCCAUCAAGGACCAUAUAAAAACUUAAGGUUACAUUAUAAUGUUAAGAUACCACAGGGUUAUCCUCAAAUAGCACCUAUUGUUACAAUACAAACACCAGUAAGACAUCCUAAUGUUUUCGGAACGUUUAUUUGUGCUGAUAUAUUACAAGCUCACCAUCAUCGUAGUUCUGAUUAUUAUAAUGGUGGAUAUACUCCUGGUUAUUUACUUAAAUAUAUUUUUUUACAAAUAUUAAGCUUCUUUUCUGAUAAUAAUGUUGAACAGGAGUUUGGUUUUGUAGAACAAAUUAAUUCCGAUCACGAAGAUUUUAGGACAACUUCUGAAAAAGUUGUAAAAAAAUUUGAAUGUAAAAUAUGUGGUUAUAAUGAUUUGAAAGCUUCUAAACCUUUAAUGCCAAUCCUUACUGAUAAGGAAUUACAAAAAGAGAUGAAAGAGAUGGAUUCCGGUUGUUCCAGUAUAUUAUCUAGCGUAAAGGUAAACCCAAAAAAUAUUACCGUGAAAGAUUCUUCAUACGUUUCAACAACUACGGUAAAUGAUUUAGAUGAUGAUGCUUGGUUACAUAUUAUAGAAUUUUUACCGGAUCGUGAUAUUGUGGUCUUGUCGAAUGUUUAUGCACGUAUUCGUACUCUUGUUCAAUUCUAUAAUAUAUUAACUCGACGACAAUUAGUUUGUUUUUUUCUAAGAAAAACUUUUAGAGAAUGCGUUCUUGGAGUUGGAGUAAAUGCUAUUGGACGAAUUGAUAAAAGAAAAAUUACUAUAAGUGAAUUUGAUCUCUUCUCAUAUGAAGCAUUUAAAGAUCAUGGUUUACGAGAAGGAAUUUGGGGUGGCAAUUUCACGAAUUUUCUUCCUCUAGUGUUAAAUAAAACCCAUUUCAAUCGUGCUUUACCUAUAAUAAAAUCUUCCUUAAUGGCAUUACGUGGAGAAAUUGGAAAACCAUGGAAUUCUUCAGCAAUUCUAAAAACAAUUCCUAGUCUUAUGAAUACAACUGUGGUCGCCCUAAUGAAAGCUUGUGAUGAAAGUGGCCAGCCUUCAAGAUCAAAAGUUUUAAAAGCUUCUGAGAAAGCAUUACAAGGAUAUUGUCUUUUGUUGCAUCUAUUAUUAAAGUUAUCAAAACAAUUUCCUGAAAUUAUUACCGAAGCUGAAAAUAAAGUUAAAGCAUUUAAUCGAGAUAGAAGAAAUCGUCAGAAAUCUUCGACACCUGAUUUAGGAGAAUUCAUGAUUUAUUUUUUUUUAGCAAAAAAUGUUUCCUGGUCUGAAUUCGUUCCUUGUUUCUUGAAAGAAUUAUUAUCACGUAACGUAGUUUGGUAUUUAUGUAAAGUUCCUGGAUUAGCAUUUCUUGAACCAGAAGAUUAUGUUUCUAAAUAUAGAGUGGAAGAAACUUUUACUCAAAGUGGAACUUCAUUACGACUGGUUAUGUUUCAAAUUGCAUUCAUGAAUAUGGUUAAAGGAAAAGAAGAUGAUAUGGAUAGAAGAUAUGGAUACCCUUCAAACGAAAUGAGUAAUUCUCUUCUUUCUCUUAUCAAGGAAAUUUAUGCGGCAAAAACCUGGAAUGUUUUUUUUAAAGUGAUUGGUUUUCCAUUACCAGAAAAAAAUUGGGAAUCAGAAAUUUGUGACAUGCUAACAAACGCAGUGAGAGAUAGUGAAGCAAGUAAAUAUCACCAAAACCCUUAUACAAAUAAUGAAUUAUUUUAUCUAAGGAGAACAAAUGAAGCGAAUAUUCCUACUCCUAAUAGUUGGUUAAAUGAUGAAAAUAAUAAAGUCUCUGAAAUAGAGAAAUAUGGAGUCGUGAAAUUUUUGACUUUUCAACCAGGUGAAAGAAAUAUAAGGGAGAAUGAAAAUAAAAGACAUUCCUUUUCUUUUACAUCCAGAGGGAAUGAUAAUAAUAAUAAUAAUAAUAACAUUAAUAUUAUUAAUGAUAAUUAUGGGAUUGGCGGGAUUGGUGGACGUGGUGGGCGUGGUGGAGGGCGUGGUGGUCGUGGUCGUGGUCGUGGUUGGCGUGGACGUGGUGGCAAUGUAAAUAUGAACCAAAGACAUACGUAA